AUUAAUUUGAGUCAAAAGAAUGAAUGAUGCUUCCGAGUAAAAAAGCUCUGUUCUCUUCCGUCUCUCGUCUUCUCCACACGGAGAGAUACACAGAGAGACAAAACCUAACGACUCUGUUCAACAGAUAUGUCGACAAAACAGAUGUCUUCUCAUGGAACUCUGUCAUUGCCGACCUUGCUCGUAGUGGUGAUUCUGCUGAAGCUCUUCGUGCUUUUUCCUCAAUGCGAAAGCUUUCUCUCUACCCUAAUCGCUCUAGCUUCCCUUGCACUAUCAAAGCGUGUUCGUCUCUUCUUGAUAUCUUCUCCGGCAAGCAGACUCAUCAGCAAGCUUUUGUCUUCGGGUAUCAAUCAGACAUCUUCGUGUCUUCGGCUUUGAUCGUUAUGUAUUCAACUUGUGGUCAACUCCAAGAUGCUCGGAAGGUGUUCGACGAAAUUCCCAAGAGAAAUAUUGUCUCUUGGACGUCGAUGAUUCGAGGCUAUGAUCUUAACGGUAACGCCCUUGAUGCUGUUUCUCUAUUCAAGGAUCUAUUGGUGGAAGAAAAUGAUGGAGAUCAUGAGGAUGAUGAUGCAAUGUUUCUUGAUUUCAUGGGUAUGGUUUCGGUCAUUUCGGCUUGUUCUCGUGUUGCUGCUAAGGGUUUAACUGAAUCAAUUCAUAGCUUUUUGAUAAAGAGAGGGUUUGAUAGAGGAGUGAGUGUUGGUAAUACUUUAUUGGAUGCUUAUGCUAAGGGCGGAGAAGGAGGUGUAGCGGUGGCAAGAAAAAUCUUUGAUCAGAUUGUGGAUAAGGAUCGUGUUUCGUAUAAUUCGAUCAUGAGUGUGUAUGCUCAGAAUGGGAUGUCUAAUGAGGCUUUUGAAGUAUUUCGUAGACUGGUAGAGGAUAAAGUUGUGACCUUUAACUCCAUUACACUGACUACUGUGUUGUUGGCGGCUUCGCAUUCAGGUGCUUUGCGUAUUGGCAAAUGUAUACAUGAUCAGGUGAUAAGGAUGGGUCUUGAGGAUGAUGUGAUAAUUGGAACAUCGAUAAUUGAUAUGUAUUGUAAAUGCGGAAGAGUUGAGACAGCGAGAAAAGCAUUUGAUCGAAUGAAAAACAAGAAUGUUAGGUCGUGGACCGCCAUGAUUGCUGGAUAUGGAAUGCAUGGCCACGCGGCCAAAGCGUUAGAGUUAUUCCCUGCUAUGAUCGAUUCAGGGGUAAGACCAAAUUACAUUACUUUUGUAUCAGUGUUAGCUGCUUGCAGUCAUGCGGGUCUUCAUAUUGAAGGCUGGCGCUGGUUUAAUGCAAUGAAGGGAAGAUUUGGCGUGGAACCGGGUUUAGAACACUAUGGUUGUAUGGUUGAUCUUCUAGGUAGAGCUGGGUUUCUUCAGAAAGCUUAUGAUUUGAUUCAGACAAUGAAGAUGAAACCGGACUCUAUCAUCUGGAGCUCACUUCUUGCAGGUUGUAGAAUUCACAAGAAUGUUGAGCUCGCAGAGAUAUCCGUGACGCGUUUGUUUGAAUUGGAUUCUUCGAAUUGCGGUUAUUACAUGCUGCUUUCGCAUAUCUAUGCCGAUGCAGGGCGUUGGAAAGAUGUUGAGAGGGUGAGGAUGAUAAUGAAGAAUCGUGGAUUGGUGAAACCUCCGGGUUUUAGUCUACUUGAGUUGAAUGGUGAGGUUCAUGUGUUCUUGAUCGGAGACGAAGAGCAUCCCGACCGCGAAAAGAUUUACGAGUUUUUAGCGGAACUGAACAGGAAGCUGUUAGACGCAGGUUACGUAUCGAACACGGCAUCUGUAUGCCAUGAUGUUGAUGAGGAAGAGAAAGAGAUGACACUGAGAGUUCACAGCGAGAAACUAGCUGUUGCGUUCGGGAUCAUGAACACGGUCCCCGGCUCGACGGUUAAUGUGGUUAAGAAUCUUAGAGUUUGCAGCGAUUGUCAUAAUGUGAUCAAGUUGAUUUCAAAGAUUGUUGAUAGAGAGUUUGUCGUUAGAGAUGCUAAACGGUUUCACCAUUUCAAAGAUGGCUUUUGUUCUUGUGGAGAUUACUGGUGAUUUUGAUUGGAUAAUUAUAGUUUCAUUGGAUUUCAAAUUAGGUGAGAUUCCUCUAGUGUUUUAUCGAAUUUUAUA
Capsella rubella is the source of this 2090-nucleotide messenger RNA. RefSeq names its product pentatricopeptide repeat-containing protein At3g26782, mitochondrial. Gene Ontology annotation, biological process: RNA modification. Gene Ontology annotation, molecular function: zinc ion binding; protein binding; RNA binding. The transcript has 2 exons. The coding region runs from base 24 to 2015 and encodes 663 amino acids. NCBI's taxonomy places the organism in Eukaryota, Viridiplantae, Streptophyta, Magnoliopsida, Brassicales, Brassicaceae. The record is from RefSeq and is a predicted model, not a curated record.